GCGGAAUGUCAUAACACAUAACAUGUGCAAUCUGUUUGCCUUGCGUACGUACAUAUAUAUACGUGUGUUGCUCAUUGCUGAAAAGUCCCUCACCAACGUUGCUUCAGUAAGAAAGGACAAUUGUUUUCAAAUUUCAGUUCACAAAAUGGGUGUUCCUAAGUUUUAUCGCUGGAUCAGCGAGCGGUAUCCGUGCUUGAGUGAAGUAGUCAAGGAGAAUCAGAUUCCUGAAUUUGAUAAUCUCUACCUGGACAUGAAUGGUAUCAUCCACCCGUGCUCGCAUCCCAAUGAUGAAGAUGUCCACUUCCGCAUCACUGAAGAGCAAAUCUUUGAGGCCAUAUUCCAUUACAUUGAGGUGCUGUUUCGCAUCAUCAAGCCCCGUAAGGUGUUCUUCAUGGCGGUGGACGGCGUGGCCCCCAGGGCCAAGAUGAACCAGCAGCGGGGGAGGCGGUUCCGCUCAGCCAGGGAGGCGGAGGAGCGGGAGCGGCAGGCCCUUGCCAAGGGGGAAACGCUGCCGGCCGAGAAGCGCUUUGACUCCAACUGCAUCACCCCCGGCACGCCCUUCAUGGUGCGCCUCCAAGAGCAACUGAAGUACUUUGUGCGGCAGAAGCUGACCAAGGAUCCCAUGUGGCAAGGGCUGACAGUUUACCUCUCAGGGCACGAGACUCCUGGUGAAGGGGAACACAAGAUUAUGGACUUCAUACGCUCAGAGAAAGUUCGAAAGGACUAUGACCCUAACACCAGACACUGCCUCUACGGCCUAGAUGCAGACCUGAUCAUACUGGGCCUCAUAUCCCAUGAACCUCACUUCUCCCUUCUCCGCGAGGAGGUGCGAUUCGGCAAGAUUGCCAAUCAGAAGCGACCUACAGCCCCAGAAGAGACGACCUUUCACCUCUUGCACUUGUCUCUAAUGAGGGAGUACCUGGAAAUUGAGUUCAGUGCACUCAAGCCGCAAAUCGACUGGUUUGAUGUGGAAUGCAUCAUCGACGACUGGGUGCUCAUGGGAUAUCUCGUCGGUAACGACUUCAUCCCUCACUUGCCUGAUAUGCACAUAUCCCACAAUGCUCUGCCGAUGCUGUUCAAGGCCUACAUCGAGAUCCUGCCCUCGCUUGGUGGUUAUAUCAAUGAGCACGGGACACUAAACCUGCCCCGUUUUGAGAAAUACCUGGUCCAUCUAUCCAAGUUUGACAGGGAGAAGUUUGAGGAGACAUUUUCCGACCUUUCCUUCUUUGCUGGGAAGACGGACAUUAGAGCCUGGAAAAGCAGCCGGGUAGAAGCCAAAAAAGAAAAGGAGAAAGAAAGACGCGCUGCCAAGGCCAACUCCAACCAAUAUGCUCUGCUGGACAACUUUGAUGAAGUGAUGGGUCUCAAGCUGGCCUCUGGGUCAGAGGUCGCUGGUCAGUCACCUGACUCAAGUCAAGAUGCAGAUUCCUCUGAUCAGGAGGAUGGUGAUACGUUUGAAGAAGAGUUCAAAGCUCACAAGAGUGCCUACUAUAACAGCAAGUUUGAAAUAGACAACAUCACAGAGUUCUACCCUUACCACUACGCCCCUUACAUGUCAGACCUACAGGGAAUAAGCAACUUGGAUCUCAAGUACGAGAAAGGUGAGCCGUUCUUGCCCUUCCAGCAACUUCUGGGUGUGCUGCCUGCAGCAAGCAAAGACUUGCUUCCCGAGCCAUACCAGAAACUGAUGACCAUGGAAAACUCCCCCAUUAUUGACUACUACCCAUUGGACUUUGACACCGACCUCAAUGGCAAACUGCAACAGUGGGAAGCAGUGGUGCUCAUUCCAUUCAUCGAUGAGGAACGUCUCCUCGCGGCGAUGGACAGCGUCAGCAUGCACCUGACUGAUGAGGAACGAAGUCGUAAUCAGCAUGGGCCCCACCUCAAGCACACCUACGACAAGACACUCAAUUACAAAUACCUGUCCUCUCUACCUGGGCACUUCCCCGACAUCAAUGCCUGCCGGGUCAGGUAUGAGGAGUUAGACAAGGACAUCUUUCACCUUGAUCCCAGCAUGCUUCAACGAGGCCUGCGUCCAGGCGUUAAGACAGGUGUUUACUUCCCCGGCUUCCCCACGUUGCAUCAUCUGAAAUUCAGAACCAAACUCAGCAAAGAGGAAAUUAAAGUCUUCCAGCAAAACAGCCGAGGCGAGAGCAUCAUUCUUACCAUCAAAACAGAGAAUGCUGAUGUGACGGCAGAGGAUGUAAUCAGUGAAGUGUUUGGUAAGUCCUGCUUUGCUGAAUGGCCGCAUCUGAAAGAAGUCAAAGUGGUGGCUGUGGCAGAUGACACAACUAGGUUUGAACUUGCUGAGAGCAAACAGAGGAGUGACCAACAGGCAGAGAAGCCCAGUGUCAAGAAACUUGACAUGUCCGAUGGGGACGCUGCUGCCUGGGUCAAAGAUAUCAAGGCCAUACAAGACAGAUAUCACAAGAGGAAAGGAGUGAAGAUCGGUCCGUCAUACGUCUUGGUCUACGCCUGCCCUUUAAUGGGAAGACGGUAUGUGAGUGGACACAGUGGAGUGGUCACUCUGGAGAAGCAGUGGUCAGAUACUCCGGUAGCCUACGCAUAUCAGAUGAUGGUCAAGGACAUAGCCGUGCAUGACUCAACUUUCCAGCAGUUCAAGACCCUGGAAGAGGUCUUCCCCAAGCAGUCUAACUGCUUCAUGCUGGGAGCGCCCAACUACGGCUGCCAGGGAAGUGUGGUGGAUGUGGAGGAUGGACGAGUCCGUGUUACGCUCUCCUGUCCUGUAGAGCCAGAUUUGAAUCACCUCAGGAACUCACAGAGCCAUUACGAGAUUCAGUACCUCCCUGCUCACAUCUUAGCCCAGCGUCUUGGCUUGACAUCUCUCAUCAUCUCCCGUUUAUCUGGCAGCAUCUUUGUUGGCAGAGGAUCCAAGCACAGCUCCUCUGUGGGUGCCUCAAAUAACUUCAAUAUCGGCCUCAAUCUGAAAUUCAAUAAGACCAACCAGGAGAUCCAGGGUUACUCUAAGAAAGACGAGUCGGGAACAUGGUUGUACUCAACCAAGGUCAUAGACAUCAUCAGAGACUACAUGGCAAAGUUUCCAGAAGUGUUCUUGCGCAUUAGUAAGAAUCCAAGAGCAGAGGCGUUCUUUGAAGAUGACCUGUUUGAUGGGCAGCCUGGUCGAAUGAAAGAGCUACAGGACUUCAUCAAGGCCCUGCCGUGUGCCAAGGUCUCCAAGGUAGAUGUGGGCCUGAAGAACCUGGAUGAGCCCAUCAUCAAGCUGAUUGAGGCCGAGGUGAAGAAGGUUGCUGGAUUGAAAGUCAGAAAGCAAAAAUUGUGUGUCCGACCACACCUUCUCUACAAGCCUCUUCAUUACAUGGGCAACUUAAUCCCAGACCUGCAAGUGGAGCACGAACUGUUUGAUCGCGUCAUCAACGUCAAGGAGGGCCACACUGUGCCUCUAGGCGUACGAGGAGUCAUCAUUGGAAUACAGCCGGGUGACACUGUGCUUGACUGUAUCUACGAGAUUGUGUUUGAUGAGGAGUUUCCUGGUGGUCUGGUGAUCCGUUGCACCGGUAACCGUGGUUACAGGCUCCCGACCACAGCCAUCAUAAACAUAUCGUACGGGAUGCGCAAGGAACAGGGCCAACAGCAGAGCAACAAGCCAACAGCCGUCGUCAAACCACAGGUAUUCCCGCAACCCAAUGCCCGAACGCAGAGUCGCGGCUGGUACUCGGACAUAAUCGGUAGGCUGGGUGCUUCACUUGAGCAGUCUUGCCAGAGCCAGCGACAAAAACAGCAGCAGCGCCAGUCACACACACAGGUUCAGUCCAAGCCAACCGCAGCAAUCAAUUACAAGGAGGCGUUAUCACAGAAAGGUAGUGUUAAACAAGAGACGGAACAGAGUUCUAAUUCACAGGCAUCACUGCCCAUGAAGAUCCUGACACGGUCAGGACCCAAGGUGACUGCGCGUUCCCCCUCUAAGGAACCUCUCCCGGGGAAGAGCUCACAGUCUCAAAGAAUCCCUCCGAGCUUCCAGAAGCAGGAGGGGACAGACAGCAGGAAAAAUACAGCAAAGACAGAAAAGGUCGGACAGGGGCAGAGGAAAGAUGCGGUCUCCAAAUCAGAGGUGUCAACAACGAGAAUCCGUGAUAAGGCUCUCAGCGAGGAGAUUCGCAAGAUUCGAAGUCGGGAAGACAAGAAAGCUGCUGAGCCAGAGCAGUCCCCGGCCAACGAGGUGGACGAGUUUGCCAUCAUGUGGCAGAACCUGCAGAAAGGGUCUAACAACAGCGGCACCUCCUCCCCCAUGACUGAGGACUCCGCCCCUGACAAGGAGAGCAGCCCGAGUGAUGAGCUGACCUCCCCCUUGGCCUCGGGAGGCCAGACACCUCUGUCAGAGGAGGACAUGACGGGGCCCUCCGUCCAAAUGCAGCUGGCCCUGUCUGCACUGCCCAAGAUGGAGGCUCCUGGGCCAAAGGUCACAGGGGGUGAGACCAUUGUUGAGGAAGGGGAUGAGGAAUUCGAGGGUGAAGAGUUUGAAGUAGAUGAAGAAGCACGGAUGACUCCAAGAACAUAUGCAAAGUCUGGAACAGAGGAGCUGUGUCGAAUGCUGAACAUUUCCUCGGUGUCCGAUGGCGACGGUACAACCAAGGAUAUUGCUUUGCCUCACUCUGUCGUCAUAGAAGCGUCAACAGGCAAGAAGCAGUAUGGCAUACCACUCACCCUUGAUCAGCUCUUUGCAGGUGCCAGUCUGAACAAUCCUCCAAAUAGUAUAUCACCAGCGCCGAUUACUCCAACCAGUCAGGCUAGUGUACCAGUGCCUGGUGGAGGGAGCCAACCUACACCACUCCAUCCCCACCCCCUGGCUCAGGUGUCCGGUCCCCACCCUGGACUCAUGAAGGGUCCCGAGUCCUCUCACCCAGGCACUGUUCCCACCCAGCCAAGGCCAUUACCCCAGGCCCCAGGCCACGCUACGAUCCCUGUAAAGGUGGGAUCUCACGGUGUCACGUUUCAGCCAGCCUACUUUCCUCAAGGUGCUGUGUCUCCCGCGAGGUUGACUGUAGGGAAUUACUCACCCCAGUCAGGUGCCUCGCCUGUCCAGCUUUUGCCCCACCACACGUUUCAAGGGACUCCUUUAGUUACUGUCAAUCCUGGGAAGCCAGGCAUGCAACACCCUGCAAGCUUAAUGGUGCAGCCCGUUGGACAAACACCACAGCAGCAGUUGGGAGUUCAGCAGCAGGCGCAGCAGCCAAUCAGAAUGCAAGGUCCUGGCCACCAAUCCCAAGCCGGUGUGGUGAAACCAGUACCCACUCAUGCGGAUCCCCACUCCCCCGCAUAUCCUCAGCAACAGCCGACAAGCGUCUCUGCCAAUGAGAACACGUCCAACGCCAGACUGUAUCCGGCAUCAGCACCUCAGCAGCAGAGUGCAAGUGUGGCCCAAGGACACACCCCUGGAUUUCACGUUGUCACGCCGCGGCCAUUUCAAACAGCCCCGGUGCCGAUCGCAGCCCCGGGGAGAUCGCACCCGGGCCCCCAGGUGAUGGGCUCCCCAUCGCAACCUCCCAACCUCCGACCCAGGGUUCCGUUCCCUGGGCAGCAGCAUGGACAACCUCCACCCCAGGGCUUCCCAGCGAGGCCCCAGAAUGCCUUCGAGGCGUUACUAAUGUGGUGUCAUCAAAGGGGUCUGCCGCAACCACUGUGCCAUUACCAGAGAAAUAAUACCACGGGUCAGGUACGGGGUAUGGUGCAAUUGGCUAACGGUCAGCAGUUCUUUGGUCCAGACUGCCCAUCAGAUGUCAUAGCCGUAGAUGCUGCAGCCCACAUGGCAAUGACAAACUUAACAUCGCAAUCACCAAGAAGUCCCAUGAUGCAACAGAUGAGGCCUACCACGCGCCCAACACUCGGUCCGAUGGGUCCACCAUCAGGACCUAUGAUUCACACCAGUGGACCAAACCCGUUCGUGCCUCUGCAGGUAACCAAGCAACUAAAUUCCCCACAGAGAUUGACAUCUAUAGAGGCAGAAGCUACAUCAGGUACGACACCCCCCAGACAACAAAUGGAAUACCCUGCUCAGGCUCCACCGUCCCAGGGUGCACCCCCUUCUAGCAGAGUGGACCUGGCCGCAACAGACCAAUCAGGGAUCAAGGAUAAUUCCCACCAAAGCUCCCGGAGGGAGCUCGACUUUGGCAGCAGUACCGUCAACACCGUCGCACACAGCACUGAAGUGGUUGCGUCUGUGGAGCAUCGAAAACCAAGCAUAGAUGAAACAUUGGGAGCAGUCCAUUCAGAGCGGAGGGCGUCCACUGGUGGUCCUGCCAGACACCGCCGAGUUUCCUCCAAGGCCAAACUUGCCAUUAAUUUUGGUGGGAAACCUGAACAGGAUUGAGGUCCGUCAGGUCAAAGGUCAAAUUGUGACCUCAGUGUGCUGAAACUGAACACUGAAGUUCAUUCCAAAGUUAAUGCAUUUUGUUUUCUUCAGAAACUCAGAAGUAAAACUAUUUUUAAAAUCAAUUGACUUGUUUUGCUGUUUAUGACCCACUAAGUAUUUAAAAAAUGUUCAUUUCCCUCCAAUAGAAAGCAUGAACAUGUAGUGGAAUCAUUUCUUUACUCUUUUUAAUGCUUGUUCAAAUACAUCUAAUAUUUUUAAUCUAUUUUGCAGUAAUGUAGUUAGUUAUAUGACGUGGUACACAUCAACACCCAGAGUGACGAUUCUUGCCUGUUUUCAGCACAAUUUUUUAAAAUUCUGAAGUCAGCAUUGAUGGAAGUGGAUGUGGAACUAAGAAAUGCAAACAUUUUGAAAGGGAUGGUGGAUCUUAAACGUCACUGUAUAGUUGAAAUGCUCACGGAUGUUCAUGGAUGUGUCACUUUGGAUACCAGAUUGAUCCAUGAAAAUGCAGACAUUUUUUAAGAGUGAAACGCUGCUGACAGUUUGGUUUUUAAAGCUUGUCAAAUUUAUGUACUGUAUUUGAGGUAAAAGAGAAAUAUGAAAUGAAACAUUUACCGGGUGGAAUUGGGCUCUGACAAGUUUGGUUACAUGUACAUGUACUUAAUAUAAAUGUUGGGCGUGUUUGGUCGGUCGGCCAGAAUGUUGGUGGGAUUGAGUUGCACUAUCAUUUGAUCCAAUGACAUGUCUGACUCGACAUCCCGUCGCUGAAAGUCUUCCACAGCUGUGAAUGUUUAAGGGUAAUCGUCUGCCAUGGAGAUUAUUGACAGAUCAUACAGUCGGAUUGACUGAUUGCACAGUAAUUGAGUGAUUGUGCAGAACGACUGAACAUGCCUAACAUAAACACUGCCAAAAGUAAAUCGAAAUUAACCUAAAAGAUCAAAAUUCUUCAUUUUUUUGGGUGGAAUUUUGGUCUUUCUUUUAAACAGUAUGCUAGUGAAGGUUGAACCACUCUCAUUAUAACAUGGUUGCUGGAAGCUGGAACCUUGUUGAAGUUUGUUCUACAUGUAAACCAGAGCCUCGUUAUCAAAUGGACUGGAAAAUAAAAAGCAAAAGAAUUCCAGAAA
Messenger RNA from Acanthaster planci (crown-of-thorns starfish), 7470 nucleotides. RefSeq names its product 5'-3' exoribonuclease 1-like. The record is from RefSeq and is a predicted model, not a curated record. Gene Ontology annotation, biological process: nuclear-transcribed mRNA catabolic process; rRNA catabolic process. Gene Ontology annotation, cellular component: nucleus. NCBI's taxonomy places the organism in Eukaryota, Metazoa, Echinodermata, Asteroidea, Valvatida, Acanthasteridae. Gene Ontology annotation, molecular function: RNA binding; 5'-3' RNA exonuclease activity.